Molecule: messenger RNA, 466 nt
Organism: Drosophila albomicans
Lineage: Eukaryota; Metazoa; Arthropoda; Insecta; Diptera; Drosophilidae
Gene: btn
Product: homeobox protein Hox-D10
Exons: 1
Coding region: 1-456 (151 amino acids)
Biological process (GO): regulation of DNA-templated transcription
Molecular function (GO): DNA binding; DNA-binding transcription factor activity, RNA polymerase II-specific
Source: RefSeq, a predicted model, not a curated record
AUGAAGAACUCCAGCUCCAACUCGAAUUCCGAUUUAUCCUCAUACUACUGUUUAAACGUCACAAAGUGCUGGACAAGCGAAGGCUAUGUGGAAUACAAUUGUAACUACGGUCAGAGUCAUGGGCAAAUUGCUGUAGAUGCCGCCUGGUCAAAUGAUGCUGCCAACUACGAUUGGGAUGCGGUGCAGUUGGCAGCCAGUUUGGAGACAGCAGCAAGCGCAAUCCAGGACAACGCCAAGACGACAAUGCAAUCACAUCGCAAGGAGCGGACAGCUUUCACCAAAGCGCAACUUAAGCAGCUGGAAGCCGAGUUCUGUUAUUCCAACUAUUUGACGCGGCUGCGUCGCUAUGAAAUUGCUGUGGCCUUGGAGCUGAGCGAACGUCAGGUGAAGGUCUGGUUCCAGAAUCGUCGCAUGAAGUGCAAACGCAUCAAACUCGAGACGACAAAGUCACAAUAGUUUACGAUUU